AUGUUAUUGUCUAGAGUUGGCAAAGAAAUCCUCAUCAAGGCUGUGGCACAGUCCAUACCCACCUACACUAUGAGUGUAUUUCAAAUCCCUCUGAAACUAUGUGAUGAAUUAGAUGCAUUAUGUGCAAAAUUUUGGUGGGGUCAAGUGGGCAAUGAACGAAAAAUUCAUUGGAAGAGUUGGGAUAAGCUGACUAUUUCAAAGAAAGAAGGAGAAAUGGGAUUUCGGGAUUUAAGAGCUUUUAAUCUAGCCAUGUUGGCCAAGCAAGGUUGGAGGAUGGUUCAAGGCAAUGAUUCACUACUCUAUCAAUGUUUUAAAGCAAGGUACUUUCCAAGAUCAAAUUUUCUAGAGGCUAAGGAAUCACCUAAUUGCUCAUAUGUGUGGAGAAGUUUGAUGGCUGCAUUGCCUAUUCUUCAAUCCGGCCACUGUUGGAGGGUUGGUAAUGGAGCUUCAAUCAAUGCUUCGAAGGAUAAGUGGCUCCCUAAUUUUCCCACAAACAAAGUCCUAAAUCCGAUCCAAGAAAAUUGGGGUGAACUGAUGGUGUGUGAGCUGACCAAUCCGGAGCUGAAUAUAUGGAGAUAUGAGGAUAUUAUGACUAUCUUUCACAAGGACGAAGCUAAUGCAAUCUGCCAAAUUCCGUUGAGCCAAAGAUAUAGCUGA
Molecule: messenger RNA, 657 nt
Organism: Quercus lobata
Lineage: Eukaryota; Viridiplantae; Streptophyta; Magnoliopsida; Fagales; Fagaceae
Exons: 1
Coding region: 1-657 (218 amino acids)
Source: RefSeq, a predicted model, not a curated record